CUCUCUAGCUUGCCCUCUCCUCUUCCCUCGCUCUGACGCCGUAGAAUCGGUGCCCGCGACUGCUUGGAUGGGACGCCCCGUUUCAACUGCCGUCGCUCGGCCGGAGCCUGUGGCCGGCCUUGACUGCGUCAGGCGUCCAUGCCGCUCCCCAGCGGGAUCAUGGGCGCAGGAGUGACUUGGUGGCGGCGACUGCCACGGCCCACGCCGUGACUCAACGGCUUCCUCCCCUUCCACGUCCUCGCCGAGGAGGAUGAAGAAGAUGAAGAAAAUCUUGGGGCUGGGGAGGAAGAAGAAGGAGCAACAGUCUCCGUCGCGGAGCCGCGUGGUGGCUUCUGCCUCGGCCCCAGCCGCUCUGGGCUGUAGCGGCGGCGACAGCUAUCAGGUGCGGGGCAGAGACCUAAAUAAGCUGCACCGAGCGGCGGCCGAAGGAGACCUCGGGGAACUCCGGCACCUCCUACAGAAACACGACCUCAACGAACAGGAUAAAGCCGACAGAACACCUUUGCAUUUUGCCUGUGCUAAUGGAUAUACAGACAUUGUUACUUUCUUGGUGGACAACAAAUGCCAACUAGAUAUCUAUGAUAAUUGCAAGAGAUCUCCAUUAAUGAAGGCUGUGCAAUGCCAGCAAGAAUUCUGUGCUGUUUAUCUGCUUGAACAUGGAGCAGACUCUAAUCCAAAGGAUAUACACAACAACACUGCCCUCCACUUUGCUGCUUUUAAUUCUAAUAUUUCUAUAGCAAAAUAUCUGCUUGCACAUAAAGCUCACAUUGAAGCACAAAAUGAGGAUGGGAGUACACCUUUAAUGGUUGCCGUAGCUGAAAAUAAUCGAGAAAUGGUAGAGUUUCUUCUUAAAAAUGGAGCAUCUGUACAUGCCACAGAUAAAUUGGGAAGAACUCCGCUAUUGAUUUCUGCCUCUAAUAAAAUACGUGACUUAACGAAUGUUCUCCUUCGUCAUGGAUCAGAUGUUUCCCACAGAGAUGAAAGUGGAUGGUCAGCAAAAGAUUAUGCUAUCAUCAGUGAUGAUCCCAUGCUUAUUGAUAGUAUUGCUGAAUAUUCCAACUGGAAAAAUAGAGAAGAAGACUCCUUUGAUGGUCAAAAAGUCCUAUCUAUAUUAAGCAGUCCAGGAAAGGUUGGAGAUACUGGUAUUACACUAGGUGCUCCUGCUACAAAUAAAGAAGUUUUUGAUAACCACUCUUCUGGAGAUUCAGUAAGGCAUUCUGAAAAAACAGAUGACGAUAGCUGGCUUUCUUCAGAAGAGGAGGAACUAGGCUUCAGUCCCAAGAAAGCAGAAAAACCAAGUUUGGCUCAGCUAAUGAAAGUUGCACAUGACUUCAAGAAAAAAUAUGAGAAAGAUUGCGCUAUCCAAAUAGAAUGUUUAGGCAGUUCACAGCAAAAUAAAGCAGAUUGUGAAUUUGAAGAUUGCAAUGAGUCCCUUCCUAAGCCUUUGUUCCAAGUCAAAACCUCCCCUCGUUCUGUCCAUUCCUCACCUGGCUCCUUUUCCAAAUGUUCCCAGAUGGCUUCAUAUUCUAAACAGGAGAAAUCUUCAAAAGUUGAAGAAGAUAGUGAACAGGAAGAUCAAGGCAUUUCAGAUGUUACCAAUAAAAAAAUUACUGUUAAUAGGCAGUCUUGGAAUCUCUCACCAAAAGCUAAAUCAACAUUGGGCAUGAGCAAAGAUGAAGAAGAGAAGGGUACCGAAUCUCCAUGGGAUUCAGAAUGUACUUCAGAAAGCCCCAGGAAACCAACUAUUAGCCCCAGGAAACCAACUAUUAGUUCUUUGCCUACAUCUCCUGCCAAAACUGGAAUACACAUGCACAGUAUUAUGGAAGAGCCAUGUAAUGGGAAAUCAAGUUUGCAGCCAAGGAUCACAAAAGAAAAUUUGGUACGUGAAUCUCCUGCUCCUGUUUUAAAGCAGGCAAUCAGAGAAAAGCGAAAAUCUGAUUUAAUGGAAGAACUUGGUUUGGAUGAUGCAGACGAUAUUGAAGAUGCAUCUGAUUGGGAUUCUGCCAGCAUUUCUCUUAAGAGCACUCCAUAUGCUAAACCAGCAAAAAUACUGAUGUUGGAGGAUCAUGCAUCUCCACAAUUAGCAAAAACAAAUGUUACAUCUGAAAUCCCAGUUCCUGUGAAAGAAGACUCAGAUACUCAUACAAUAAUUUCUUCAAAAGGUCAGGAAUAUAACGAACACAAAAGCAUCAAAGAAUUUGAAAGUAACAGCCAGGAAAAAUGUCUGUUAGACACAUCCAACUCUGUAGGAAAAUCAACACAUGAAAAGCAGACUGACAAGGCUGAGAUUGAAUAUGCUCAUGAUGAAAAGACAACUGAAGCCCUCAUUCACAGUGAAGAAUCACAUAAUGAAUGCAAUCAUUUUGAUUCAACACACUGGGAAGAAAGAUAUGAAAAAAUGUGGGUUGGAAAUGAAAAAAAGGAAGUCAAAGCAAAUUUUAAGAGCAUUACAGCAGAACUAAAACAGAUGUUUGGUGAAAUUAAUGUUUAUGAGAAAAUCAGUAACACUUCAAGCAAAGGAAGAUCGCAAGAUGGUUUCUGUUGUGCAAUAGAAGGCGUAAAAGAAACAUCACUUCAUCUGCAAAAAAUAAAAAUGGAUAUUCAAGGAAAGGGUGAUAUUGGAGAUGUGAGAUCUGUCAUUGCAGAAAGGGAAGUAAAUACUGAUGACUGGAACACAAAUAAGAACUUACUGUCCAAUAAUGCAAAAGGAACAAAAGUAAAUAUCAGUGAAGAAAGGAGUAACAGUACAAUUACACAGUUGAAAUCAAAUGUGGAUGAAACUACUACAACUUCAGAAAAAUGUCUUGAACGUUCAGUGCAAAGUCAUGAAGACAUUACUAAAGAUACAACUUUUAAAACUAGUAAAACUAUAGAUGCCAAACAACCAAUUAUAACCAACAACUUAUACAAACAUUUUAGUGUAACAAAAAAUUCACGCGAAGAAACUCAAUACCAUUUUAAUAACAGUAUCAACAGUUGUAAUGAUACUGAUACUGAAAGUGGAAAUAAAGUGAAAAAUAAACAAGUAUGUCCUCAAAUAUCCAAAAAAGGUCUGGAUGAAGAAUUAGAAGGUGAUGUUGCAAGAUUUAAGAAAGAGGUAGGAAUACUGCAUUCAGUUUUCCUCGCUUUGGAGAAAGAAAAGGCCCGGCUGCAAAAAGAGAUUGAAGAGGAAAAAAUAAAAAAGGAAUUGGAAUCUGAAGGGAUAAGAAUUGCUAGUGCUGAGAAGUUGGCUGUGAGUAGUGAUGAGAUGGUAGAGCAAAAACAUGCAAUAAGUGAAAUCCAGCAUAUUACAGCAGAAAGUGUUUUCUCAGCAGAUAGAAAGGAAGUAAUUUGUCCAGGUUUAAAAGAUUCAAGAAAAACUGAAAAUAAAAGGCGGAAUUCAAAGCAGAGAGUCAAUCAACAGCUUAGUAAUAGUCUACAUCAACCACAAGAUGACAGCAGUUUGAGUGAAGCGUCUCUUGAAGAAAGAUCUCCAGCCAAAUCUCUGAAUGGAAAAAAUAAGCUUUAUAGAGCAUUGAGUAUUACUAAUGAUCUGGAUGACUUAACUCCAUCUUCAGAUUCAACUACAGAGGAUAGUGAGUUGCCUUCUUCCCUUUACAAGGAAGCUAUAGUGCUGAUAGAACAACUUAGUUUUGAUAGUAAAGCAGAUUCUGUAAGUCUCCUGAAAAUUCAGAAUAUAUUUCAUGGAUAUGAACGGCUAAUUGAACAUGAGAAGGGUCGUUAUUCUCAAUUGCUUGAAAAAGUUAAAAAACUUGAAAAUGAGAGAAAUGAAUGGCAAAAAAUUCGGGAAGAAAUGAGAGAACUGAAAUCUAUAUUGGAUCAUCAAAAAGUAGAAUAUGAAAGUGAUAUCACCAAUCUCAAAUUUUCUUUGAAACAAGAAGAAGAAAAAAGAAUGGGUACUGAAAUGCUAUAUGAGAAAAACCAAGAACAGUUAAGGAAGAAAGAGGAGCAGUACUGUACACAGAUGGAAGAAAAACAACAGCUUGAAUUAAUGCUGAGAAGCCUAGAAAUGGAGUUAAAAACACUCAAAACCCACCUGAAACAGGUUGAAGAAGAACGUAAUGAAACACAGAGACAACUCUGUCAAGAACAAAAUGCCAGAGCUCUACAAGAAGAUAUUUUAAAUACCCAUUUCUGGAGGCAGAAGGAAUUAGAAGAAGAAUCAAAGAAAGUAGCUACUAAACACUCAGAGAUGACUGAUAAUCAUGACCAUGAAAAAGAAUUAUUACAUAGAAAUCUAAUACUCCAAGAUGAACUUGCUGUAUUAAAAUUAGAACUUGAUCAUAUAAGGAUUCGGCAUCAGGAGGAAGAAAGCAAAUAUUUAGAAGAAAAUGAAACUUUGAAAGAAAAAAACGAAGAACUUAAAAAAGAACUGAAACUAAAUGAAGAAGCUUUGACUCAAACAGUUUUUCAGUACAAUGGACAGAUGAAUGUAUCGAAAACAGAGGUUGCAAUGGUAGCAUCCAAAUUGGAACAUAUAAAAGAAAAUAAAGAAAGAUUGGAAAUAGAACUUGAUUCACUGCGCUCUCGUUUGGGUUCUACUGUUCAGGAACUUGACCGUUGUCAGGUAACAAAAAAUGAUCUUGAACGAUUGCUUCAGCGAGAACGUGAUGAAUGGCUCCGCUUAAAAGACAAAUUGAAUCAUGAUAUAUGUACUCUGCGAGAAAUAAAUAGUAGCAUGUCUCAACAGUUAGGGAAAGCUGAAAGUAAAACUAAUAGUCUAGAAAAUGAGCUUCACCACGUAACUCACAAUCUCAGAGAAAAGAACUUGCUGUUAGAUAAUACUCAAAGAGAUCUAAACCAGGCACAGUGCCAAGUGAAAGAACUUGAAAAUGCACAGCAAGUUGCAAAGGAUCAAAUAAGCAAAUACAUAAUAAAACAGGAAUCUAUGCAAGAACGUUUAGCACAGCUCCAAAGUGAAAACCUCUUAUUUCGACAACAAUUUGAGGACUUUCAGAACAAGGGCAUUAUCAAAGAAAAAGUUGUGACUGAUGUUCAAGACAAAUUCAAUGAUAUUUUUAAUAAACUCAGAGCUGAUACUGAAAAGCAAGUUCAGAUGAUGGAAGAGAGAAAUAAGGAAUUAAUCACAAAAUGUAAUAAUUUAAAGGACCAAGUCAUUAAAUAUGAAACAGACAAAAUAGACAGAGAGAGUGUAAUAAGGCAACUGCAGCAAGAACUUGCAGAUUCUCUUAAAAAGCAAUCCAUGUCAGAAGCUUCGCUGGAAGUUUCAACACGUUAUCGUAUUGACUUGGAGGACGAUAAACAGCAACUCCUGAAGGAAAUAGAAAGGAUAAAAUGUAAGCUGCAAGAUUCAGAAGAACAGAAUAUCCACUGUGAAAGAUCUGCUCAUGAACUAAGACAUGCUUUGGAUGCUAAGGAGCGUGAAGCAAGUGUGGCAUCUCAGAAACUACAGGAUCUUCUAUUAGCAUCAUCAGGAGCAAGUAAUGCUAUAAAACAAUUAGAAGAGCACAUACAGAGACUUGAAAUAGAAAAUGCCAGAUUGGAAGCUACAACGAACCAGCAAACUAAUAGAAUUGAGAUACUUCAAAAAGACCUACAGGAUAGUGCUUCUGUUCAUAAUCGUCUUGAGGAAUUAAUAACUGGCUUACAAACAGCAAAGGUCAGUCUAGAGGAACAACUAAAUCACCAGGUCCAGAAGGAAAAUAUGCUUUCAGUAACUGCACAAGAUGCUCACAAUAUGUGGGAAGAAGAACUGAAACUGAAAUCAAAACUUGGGAUUCGCCUUUCUGAGCUUGAUAGGGAAAAGACAGAAAUAAUAUCUCAGUUUGAGAAUGAAAAGAAAAAAGUAAAGAAGGUACUAGAAUUGAAACGAUCAGUGGAAAUGCGACUAGAACAAGAAAUGAAAAGGAACAGCGAAUUACAAAAAGAAUAUCAUGGAAUCAAAAAACUUCUAAAAACAGCUAAAAAGAAGUUAAAAGAGUAUGAAAGUGGAGAGAGUUCAUCUCAAAUCAGCUUACAUGGAGAAAUGAAGAAUAAAUAUUCAGAAAUUGACAUUGAAAUUGGAAAACUAAGAAAAAAGGUCGAUGAACUUUCUCGCCACUUGGAGGUUGAGUCAGUAAGAUGCACCCAGCUGGAGUCUACAAAUUGUGAACUACAUGAACAAUUAUCUUCUAUGAAGAUACUCCAUAAGAAUCAUGAAAAACUAGAAAAAAGCAAAUUGCAGCUAGAAGAAGAAGUAGCUAACCUCAAACGCCAAGUACAGGGUAAUUUAAUAGACCUCAGCCAAGUGGAACAGUAUAAGAGAGAGAUCGAAGAACGAGCUAGACAAGAAAUAAGACAAAAACUGGAAGAAGUCAAUUUCUUUUUGCAGACACAGGCUGCCUCUCAAGAAACUUUGGAACAGAUAAGAGCUACUAGUAAUGCUUCUUUGAGAAAUCAAUUGGAGAACAGAAUUAGAGAUUUAGAAUCAGAGUUGACCAAACUUAAAAACAGCCAGCAAGAUAACAAAUUACAAAAAGAAUCUACACAUUCAGAAUUGGAAAGAUAUAAAGAACUGUAUUCAGAAGAACUAAAAAUACGGAAGUCUUUCGGGAGCAAAUUGGAUCGAGCUAAUGAGAAAUUAGCAGAAGCCAAUGCUAAACUCUUUCAGGAGCGUCACAAAAGCAAGUCAUUACUUGCCAACAGCUUUAUAAGUGGCAGCCUUUCUUCAAAUCCUGUCUUGGAAACAGUUCAGAUUGGAAAUCUUGGCAGCAAUUUAGCAUUAAAUAGAUCUCCUAGCCUUGGAGGAGGAAUCCUGAACACAAGUGGAACUGCAUUAGCCUCAAAAAACAGAGUGGAAGCUUACUUAGCAAAGAUGCAGAUGGAAUUAGAAAAAAAUAUCACCAAAGAACUGGAUCAAGCUAAAGUUGAACUUGAUGCUGGAUCUGUUAGAGUCUCCCCUGUAGGAUCAGUUGAUGGAUCUUCAAAAAACCCAAAUAAAGACCAAGAUCAAGUUUCCAAGGCAACACAGCAGUAUCUAGAUGUUUUAAAGAAAAACUAUAUGAUUUGAAUAAACUCUGCAAACUUGUAGAUUUGACUUUGUUGCAUAACUUUUCAAUGGGACACUUAUCAGGCACAGUGCACUUGUAUCUGGAAAAAUACUUCAUAGUCCUGAAGACCCCCCUUUGUAAUAUGUCCUCCCCGCCCCCAUAUUUUUUCUUUGGCAAAUUCAUACUAGUCUACGUCUUACAGAACCGCUUGUUACUCUUUCAAGUUUUGUAAGUAUAUGUAAAUUAUAACCAAAGCCCUUCCUGAAAUAUUUACAUACACCUGCUUGUAUUCAUUAAUUUGCAUGUUGUCAGGUAAGAUACUGUGCUUUUCUGAUACAUUUACUUUAUGCCCUCAAUUGCAUUCCAUACACUGGCAAUUCCUACUUUUGUUAUUAAUCACUUUCACAUAGGUACAGCAUUAAGCAUUCCAUACUGAUAAUAUGCCAUGCCAGCAGUAGCACCAAGAGACUUCUGAUUUGUAUUUUUAAGUAGUGCUGAAAAUGCACUGAUGAUUUAAUUGUAACAGGAGAACUAGCAGCAUUUUGUAUAUCCUGAACUAGUGGUUAUCUUCUACCUCCAGGUUGUUGUGUUUUUUUAAUUUUUCAGGGGUGGUGCUACAAGGUAUCUGGUGUCCUUUAGAUAGAAAACGUUCAGUGAUACAGCGUGUGCAGAGUUUAGAGUUUCUGGAAAUUCUAUUAAUUUUGAAAGUCAGCAAGUAAAAAGCUUCCAUAAAAACCAGAUAAACCACAACUUUAAGCAUCCCCAUUCAUUAGAAGAAUAGUAGCUGGUAGCAGAAUGAAUUCUGUUUCUUAAUUGUCCUGACCCAGCCGAAGGAGUGGAAGGAUCUUCCACACUAAACCUCAGAAGGGGGAUGGAAAGGGAAGUUUCAUUCAUAAAGUUGGAAAUCAUCCUCACUAUAUGAUUACAUUCCAUUAUUUAAAAUGGAAUAGUAAACUACAGUGGCACAAAGCCCGUCAUUUUUUUAAGAAAUUAAAAAUAUUUUUCAUUAUUUAUGCAGUGUAUUUAAUGUGACUUAUUUAAUAAAAUUUAAAAAUCACUGAUGUUUCUGAAUGUUUUUCCCAGUUUCAAAUUUUCAUUUUCCUAUGUUCUAAGCUAUAACUUU
Candoia aspera is the source of this 8112-nucleotide messenger RNA. RefSeq names its product ankyrin repeat domain containing 26 (gene ANKRD26). The coding region runs from base 251 to 7009 and encodes 2252 amino acids. Lineage: Eukaryota; Metazoa; Chordata; Lepidosauria; Squamata; Candoiidae. Gene Ontology annotation, molecular function: protein binding. The transcript has 39 exons. The record is from RefSeq and is a predicted model, not a curated record.